ACCGGACUCAACGGUUUCAAAGCCAGUGUAUUUGUGUUUGGUUUGAUCAAACUGCUUCCACCGCUUUUUGGCAAGAUUCCCUCGGGUGCACGCGUUACGUAAAAUAACCGUCGCAGAGUGUACCUACCACAAAAAGGGAUAAAAAUAGACUUCCACAAUCAAUGUGCCUUGAAGAUAUCGCGGCCGUGUUGGUGGACUGACUACAGCUGGAUGCAUUCCCAUGGCACUUUAGUGUUUGUGAAGUGAUUGUUUAAAUUAGUGAAAUGGCUCACAACGUCGAGCCUAUGGAUAUAGAUAAUAUAGAAGGUGAUUUUGACAACAAGGAGAAUAGUUUACAUCACAGCAAUGUGUUACCAAGGACCCCAUGCACGGAGAAAGGCUAUGAGGAGCUGGAUGUGUCAGAACUCAACAUGAAACUCAGGUACUCUAUCACUCCAGCCUCUUCUCCUAUGUCUAAGAGCUAUACAGCUCACUGUCUCGAUAAUAGGAACUCGGAUUGUUCUGAUAACUCUAUUGAAAAUGCAAACUUGACCAGAUCUUUCAAUUCCAUGCUAACUAAAAAUGACAAUAUAUCCAAAUCUACAAAGCUCCAACCACUACAGUUACAUACAGCUGAGCAGUCCUUGGAUAAUAAUAGAAUCUCGUCUGUGUUAAGGACGCUAGAUUCUACUGUGACAGAUGACACCAAUAAUAUUACUGUGACUGUUACUGAUGCUCUAGAUACUGAUGAAAACUUGUCACUGCCGAGUUCCUCAUCAUCGGCUCUCCAUACUCCUGAAGCUACAACUCCUACUAAAGAGAUAUCUAAAAGCGAUGGAGGUUCACCUAUUAUGAGAGGGCUUAAAAGUGUUUUGAAUAUGUUUCGUGCAUCCCAAAGCCCUAUUCCAACUGCAGAGAAUGAAGAUAAUAUUGUACAACAUGAUAUUAGCAGCCCUGUUGAUGUGACUUCACCUUCUUCCAUAUCAUCCGAUGUAGCUCAAGUUGCCUUAGCGUCUACACCAAUAGCAGCACGGAAUAAAAGGGAGCCAUCAUCUAAAAGAGGAAGCCCUCAUAAAGAAAGCAUAGUUUUUAAUGAAGACCUUGAAAAAGAGCUUUUGUGGAAAGAUGAAACAACAAUUUUGUUCAGUGAAGAGAAAAUUCCCAUUCACAAGUUAUUCUUUCAACAAUCAAAAAAUAUUGUAACUCGAGUUAAAGAGCAUGACAAAGUUCCCACGGCUCCUGUUGCAGAUGUCAGUUUAAAUGAAACAUUAGAGUUUAUGGAUAUUUCAUAUAAUGAUUCUUUAGUUAAGAAUAAGACUGUCACUGAGUUAACUGAUGUGACACAGGUUGCUGAAUCAGAUAGUGAAUUUGUUGAUUGUGAAACAACAUUUACAAAUGAUGAUAAGAAAGUUGACGAUCCUGAUAUGGAAAGUAGUGCUACAUUCUUAAGUGAUGUUUCAGGGAAUACACUCAAUAAGACUGCUCAAGAGUUGCAAAUGUCAGCAAAUAGAAAGGAAGUCGAUAAUGUAUCCCUUACUAAUGAAUUACCCGUUACAGUUACCCAAGAUAUAGUUGGGGUAUCUGGUAAAGGCAUUUGUGAUGAUAUUAUAUCUACAGAGUCAGAGUCUGAACGAAAAUUAUAUGCUGAAACUCCAAACGAACAUCUAAAUGGAAGCACCUUCAUAUUGAAAUUACAAUCCUGUGAAAAUCCUUUGAGUUCUUCAACUUUCAAUGUUACCCAAGAUAUUAAAACCCAGAAUGAUGUGUCACAGCCUUUAAAUGCAACUGUAAUUGUUGAGAAUGAAGAUAAGCUUGAACUUUCGUCACCUGUUAUUCAAAAUGUAAGAGAAGACUCAAUCAAACCCCUAGAUGCAACUGUGAGUAUUGAAUCAAAUUAUAAACCAAUGUCAGUAUCUACUUUUAUAAUGAAUACUACUCAGAAUAUUACACCAUUUAGCUUAGCUACUGUAGAAGACAUGUCUGUGCCAGCACAUAUAUUGUCAACAGAUAAUAAAAAUGUACAACUCAAUGUGACACAAGAUUUGGAAGAGAAACAUAUUUCAUCAUCUACCUUUAUCAUGAAUACCUCUCAGUUUAUUCAGUCUCAACCAGAAACUGUAAAUGAAUAUACAAAUGCUACAGUCACAACAUCAGGUGGUACAAUAUUAGUUCCUACUGGUAUAAAUAAUGUUACUCAGGUUAUUGAUGAUCACUCAAAUCUGUUAAAAAAGCCAUUAGAUGUCACUAUAUCAUUUUUGUCCAGUGAUAAAUCAGCAGAAUCAUCUACAUUAGUGUUGAAUGCUAUCCAAGAUGGUGAAACUUUCCUGGCUAGUAAUAAGGAUAAUAAACUCCUAGAUACUAUAAUAACAGUAGAUUCUACAGAAAAUCCAGCAUCAUCUACAUUUAUUAAAGAUAAUACUCAAGAUAUUGGUUUACACAUGUCUAGAGAUACUGAUCAGUUAUUGGACUCAGAAAAUAAUUCAGGAAUAGAAUUGUCGGACAUUACUAUUACAACAGAAUCAGCGCAAAUACUUGCGUCAUCUACAAUUUCUAGAGAUUUGACAAAUGAUGCCAAGGGUGAAGUAGCAGGGCAAAAUAAAAAUAUUUUCAAUACUAUAGAAAUGAACAAAGAAACCUGUAUAACUUCUGAAUUUCUGGAUAGGACUUUAUCAACAAAUACAACUGUGGCAUCAGAAGAUUCAAAUUGUAAAAAACAAGAAAUUAUGGAUCAACCAAUAGAAAUAUCAAGAGAAUAUGAUGGUGAUUUAAGUAUUCAUAGAAACUUUGCCUCUGAAACACAAAAUAGUGAUAUUUCUAAACCUACAGAUGUUACAAUGUCAGUAGCAGCAUCUGAGGCUGCUAUAACAAAUAUUCAGUACACACCAAAAGAAAACUCUCAAUUUGAAAUUGCCGUAACUGAUAUUGAAUCAAAAGAUUUUGUUGACUAUGAAAAGAACCAAAUAGUCAUUGAUCAAGACCAAGUGCAAGAGAAUUUUAAAGACAACAAUCAUGAAAUUCAAUCUGUGAAACCAGACAUACUACAUAGUACUGGUGACGCUGCUAAACUUUUAAUAAAUGAAACUGAAAGGAAAGUUAUAGAAUUUGACAGUACUGACGAAGUAAUCAAACCACUUGAAAAUAAGAGAACUGAAGAAUUUCAACCAGUUCAUAUUCCAUUACCAGAUGAAGAUGACAUUGAAUUGGAACCAUUGUCAACUGAUCAACAUGCAAGUGAAAAUAACGCAGUUAACUCAAAUGGUCUUCCUGCCGUUGUCAAUAAUUUAGAAUCCCUGAAAAUUCAAGACACAAAUCUAAUUGACAAUUUGCCAAUCAUUUCAACAGAUCACGUUGAAGCGCCAGCUGAUUCUAUUACCGAUACUAUAAAUAUCAAAUCCGAUGUAAUGAAUGAUGAUUACAAAAUGAUUACUGAAAACAAUUUUAUUGAAACAAACAGAUCUGACCAAGAAAAGUUUAUCAAACCUGAAAAUGUUCCAAAUUCAACUUUAUCAAAUGAAAAAGACAAUAUUAAGAUGGAAAGCGAUGGAAGUAUUUGUCUGGAUUCAAAACUGUUAGAAUCAAAAUCAGAACAGCAGCUAGAAUCAAUGGACAUAAGCUAUCAACUUGAAGUUAAUCAGAAUACUACUACAACUGAUCACAGUCAAAAUAAUCUGAAUGUACCAAAAGAAACAUCAGAUGUGUCAAAUGGACAAUGUCUGGAUUCACAUGACAUACAAGCCCAGUCUGAAAACGAAUUUAUUGAUUAUGUGAAAACUGCAGCACCUUCAAAUAUAAAUACGAAAACUGAAAAUGAGACAGUACUAGAAUCUGUACAAUUUAAACCUAACACUGAAAAUCAUGUGGAUAAAGUUAUACACGAAGAAAUAAUAGUUUCCGAAAAUAAUAGCCCAUAUGUUUUGGUAUCGGUAGAUAAGGAUGUUGAGAUUGAUAACGACAAAAAAGAUAACAGCCUUGAGGAAGAUUUUGAACAGAUCGACAAUCCGUUUGAUAGUGAUUCUAAAAUAUCGCCACCUAGAUCUCCUCCAAUCGCUUCCAAAGGAUACAACUUUAAUUUCGAUGAAAUAGACGAUCCAUUUGCAACAAAAACUAAAAUUAGAACUUCACCACCUUUAGAUUCUCCGAUGCAACUCCAUAAAUCAGAAGAAAAUAUAAAAGCCAAAGAUCCUGUCAAAAAGAGUAGAAAGUCGUAUCCAGUUAGAGCCAAAUCUGCAAUUACCAAAAAGAACUUCAAUAAUAGUUCUGUAUCUAAACAAUGCACAACAAACAUUAUUAAUGAAAAUAAUUUGGAUGGCGAUAAUUUGUCUAAUCUAAACAAAGCCAAUGAAGUCAAAGAAAAUUCGUAUGUUUCAACUGAAGUUGCUGACGUUAUCAAAGUUAAUGUAAUUGAAAAGUCAGAAUUAGAACAUAACAUAGAUAACACAUCUAAAUCUAUUGAAGGUAUUCAGAAUGAAGAGAAAAAUGUUGAAGACAUUGCACCAGUAAUGUAUACUCUAGAAGUGAAAAAAAAUGGUAAUAAAUCACCAGUAACUUUAAGUACUCCUUCGUCUUCGGACCAAUCAAUCUAUUUAUCAGCAGCAACAUCUUCAGGCGAUAGUAUUACUGUAAGAAAUGUUUUUAAUUUGCCAGAAAUUGAUGAUAUGAAUUUCAAUCCUUUUUCAACAAAAUCAAAACUUAGUUUAUCGCCCCCACCAAACUUGAAACAGGAAGAACCAAAUGCAACAGACGGUAAAUUUGAUUCUCAAGGUAAAACUGAGAAUUCCAAUGACAAACAUGUUGUAGAUAAGUCACAUAGUUUUUCAGAACAAAAAUCCAGUCACGACGAAAAGGAUUCUUCAAAUGCAAGUAAUACCACUUGUUCUUCUAAAGAUGACAAAGACACAACUGUUCGGGAAGUCCAUACAGAUGAUGAAGACACCAUAGAAGGGCCUUUCCUUGAUACUGAAGAUAGCGAAAUGAGAGAAUUCGGUCUACAAAAUGCAAUGAGAAAUAAAGAACUAGCAGGAUUGGAUCUUCAAAAUGACAUGAUGGAGUUUUCUAAUUUGCCUGCUCAAGAUGAUGAGGAAAACGAGUUGUUUAUAGAUGCAGCAGCAUAUGAAUUUCUGCUUAAUCAGAACAAGAGUAAUAUGGUUAUGGACAGCGGAAAAGAGAGCCUAUUUUUGAAGUUUGACCCCUUAUUUGCGAAGAGAUUGUCUUCUGAAGGAAUUGCUGCUGCAUUAAGUAAAAUACAAAAAAGGCAAAGCACACCUAAAAAAAUCUCAAAGCCGCCACCAUCCUUAGCAGAACAGGCAGGUCCCUCUACAUCGAAACUUUCUCCACAAGAAAUCGUUACUGAAGAAGCUAUCGAGGAUUUAAAUAUCACCACAUCGAAACCAAUGAUGGUAGUCACACCUGCAGUGAAUCCGAUUGUCAAACCGCGAAAAUCGACCACUCCCGUAAGCUCUAACCGUCGCUCUAUCACAUUCACAUCUCCUGCCAUUGCUGUUAUUGACAGACUACUAUCUUUAAGUGCCAACAACUCUUUAGUUGACCAAAACACGACUAUAACCCAUGUCAGCAGAGAGCAUGAAGAAGCGGAAAUGGCUUUAACACAACUUAGAGAAUUGUUGGCCGAAAAAGAAAUAAACGUUUAUAAUUUAAGAUCUGAGAGUAAAGAGUUAAAAGAUAGACUAUUAACGCUCGAAUCUCAAAUGAAAGUUUUAGAAACAGAAAGUGAGGCAAGACUGAAGAAGGUAAAUGAAUUGAACGAAAUACUUACAGAAAAAACUAAAAUCAAUAAGAGCAUGGCGGCUGUAGUUGAGGAAUAUGAGAGAACGAUCGCGAGCCUGAUAGCUGAAACGGAACAAGACAGAAAGAGACAUGACGACGAACGAGCUAGGCUAAUAAAAGAGAGAGAUGAACAAACAGCUCAUCUAGCAAGCAUGGAGGUUUCAUUUAGUGAUUUACACAGCAAAUACGAAAAAAGUAAACAAAUCAUCCUAAGUUGUAAAGCAAAUGAGGAUACUUAUAAAAAAUCGAUAAAAGAUUUCGAAGAGAAUCUAACAAAAAUGCAAAAUAAUUACGAGUUGUUGAAACAACAUGCGACUUCGAAGUUGAAUCACGCAAACCAAGAGUUGGAAAAGAUGAACAGAGCCCAUGAGUCAGAGGUAUUGAAGCUCAAUGCCAUGAUUAAGAGGAAGGAGCUUCAUAUAACAUCGCUAGAGGAGACUUUGGCGCAAAAAACAAAAGCGAACGAAGAACUCACCGCGAUUUGCGAUGAACUCAUCAACAAAGUCGGAUAGUCUAAACACCUUUGUUUUAUAUUCAUUGUGAUGUAGACAGAAUUUGGUUUCUCAUCAAUACAUGUAAGGGCGACACGCCUCAGAUUUCUCUUUGUCGGGAUAAAUACUGUCGGUGUAAACCGAGGCAGAGUGACAAACUUUCUGCAAUUUAAGAAUUCUCAAUUUUUGGCAACGACCUUGCUGCUGUCGAAUCAUUCACCAAAACUAAGAACGAAAAUCUCGUAAAACAUCUUUGGAGGUUUUUUUUCUAGUUUUGCUUCAUAUCUAGUUUAGCUUAUGCACUUAUCAAAUGAUAAGUUGCAAUAAGAAACAACUAGUCUCUAGCGUGCCAAACCACUAGUGCUAAUAAAAAGUUAUUCCUGAUUCAUUGUAUUUAAAGACUGCUAUUUGUGAUAUGGAAUUCGAAUUUUAGUAGUCAUAAUUUAGAUUUCAGCGAAUGCGGUCAAAAUUCAUGUUAAAGCUUUGACACAUUUUAAUUAUGCUGGUUAUAAUCAUGAUGUGUUAAUACCUUAGAAAUAAAGCUGAAUUUUUUAUCCAUUUAUAUAUUUCAAAAUGUCGCACAUGAUUGUGACUGAAAGUACAUAAGAUAUUUAUUUUGUAAGUUACAUUUGAAAUUUUACAUAUUUUUUGGAUCAUGUAAUAUUGUAAGUGAAAUAUUUUUGUAGAUAUGUUGGAAGAGAUGUUUAUACUGUUUCCUAAUGCAUGUUGUUUAGAAAUUAGAUGUCCUAUAUGUUUAUAUUUCCAAAGCUUGACGAGUGUAGUAUAGUAUUUUUGUAUAAGUGAUAAGUUUGACAUUGUAAUUUCCAAUAUUCCGAUCUCUGAGAUAGCACACAGCUAUGUUUGGUUGUAAAAUUCAAAGUACAAGAAACAUGGUGAGUGCCUUUAUUUCCUCUCACUAAUGACUUGACUACGAAAUGAUGCUGUUAGCUAAAACUGUAUUUUGAUAAUUCAUGUUUAUAAAUAAAAUUCGCCUUUAUGUAACGUUAACUUCAAGUACAUGAGCGUAGAGUUAAAACCAUGAUGGAUUUCAAUAUUCGACAAUAAUGUCCCAUAAAAAUGUUCUUAGCGUAUAUUGUCGUACCAUCGUCAUAAUUGUGUUAUUUUUGUAAGCUGUAGUCAAAUAGAGACAGAUUAAUAAAACGCUAGCUACUCAGAAAAUUACUUGGACCAUUUAAAUACUUGACCUAUCUCGCAAAAUUCGCUGAAAUUAAGUUUAUAUUCUUUUAAAGUAUAAGCCCACAAGUAUAGCCUUGGCUAGCUCUAAGAAUUAUAAAAAGCAUAUUUUUUUAAUGAUUAUAAUAAAAUAAAACAAGUUGAUUUAUACCGAAGUAUUAAUAUAAUUAGCCCUGUUUAAAUAGAUGAUUGCAAAAUCACGCGUAAUAAAUUUAUUGAUCAUGGUUUAUUGUUUAUUUAAAUACAGGAUAUAGGUAAUAAAUCAUGCCCGUUUUUCGUGAGGAUAGGAAAAGACUCUUGGGAUUUCCCUUUGGCAAAAUCUUUAUAAAUCUCUUUAGAUUAAUGUACACCAUCACUUUUUUCAAUAAACUCGUCGAUUUAUCGAUUUAUGAGUAUUAAGAUAAAUCUCUAACCGAUACUUAUACGCAGUCCAAAAAAGUUAAACAGAUUAGCUAGCGUUUUAAAAAGUUGUCCAAGUCAAUUAAAGAUUUCUUAAAAGUCAAUUAAAAAUUUCUUAAGUGAAAACAUAUUAUAUUUGAUUGUCCCACUGAUUGUCACAUAUCCGAGAGUGAGGUAACGUAACAGACAGCUGCAUAGAAUGGCUCAUUAAGAUUUGAAGAUAAUAUGCUUUCUCGAUGUCGGAACUGUAACUUGCUAGGGAAAGGUAAAUAAAAUUUUUCGGAAAGAAGUUGAAUGAACAAUUGUUAGCAGUUGCGUCACCUCUGUAGUUUUAUUAUACCUAUUUUAAUUAAUAAAGUUGACAUUUUCAUAUUA
This is a messenger RNA of Plodia interpunctella (Indianmeal moth), 8222 nucleotides long. RefSeq names its product putative leucine-rich repeat-containing protein DDB_G0290503. Gene Ontology annotation, biological process: mitotic spindle organization; cerebral cortex development; cell population proliferation. Gene Ontology annotation, cellular component: cytoplasm. Lineage: Eukaryota; Metazoa; Arthropoda; Insecta; Lepidoptera; Pyralidae. The transcript has 2 exons. Bases 264 to 6275 code for a protein of 2003 amino acids. The record is from RefSeq and is a predicted model, not a curated record.